Molecule: messenger RNA, 570 nt
Organism: Sugiyamaella lignohabitans
Lineage: Eukaryota; Fungi; Ascomycota; Dipodascomycetes; Dipodascales; Trichomonascaceae
Gene: DST1
Product: Dst1p
Exons: 1
Coding region: 1-570 (189 amino acids)
Biological process (GO): transcription elongation by RNA polymerase I; DNA-templated transcription; regulation of mRNA 3'-end processing
Cellular component (GO): nucleus
Molecular function (GO): RNA polymerase II transcription regulatory region sequence-specific DNA binding; zinc ion binding
Source: RefSeq, a predicted model, not a curated record
AUGACAGAGCGGUUUUCUAACCAUGGCAAACCACGAAAUGCCAAGAAUGAUGGAGUUCGCACAGACCUUUACUCAGACAAAGUUCGCAACAGCUGUAUCGACCUGUGCUACACUGCGUUAGCACUCGAUUCAGUUGCCGCUCCUGCUGAUAUAUUAGGACAUGCUAAAGCUAUUGAAGCGGUUGUGUUCGAGAAUAACAAGGGCAACACUGCUGCUCCAGCUUACCGCAAUAAAAUGCGUUCAUUAUACAUGAAUUUGAAAGAUAAGGCUAAUCCUAUGUUACGUAAGCGAGUAGUCUCGGGUGAAAUAUCUGCUCAAAGAUUAGCGACAAUGACUCCACAAGAAAUGGCUUCGGAAGAGCUCAAGGAAGAAAUUCAACGUCUUGAUAAAGAAAAUCUUUUCAAGGCUCAAGGAGCCACAGAAAAGCGUGCCACGACCGAUAGAUUUACUUGUGGCAAGUGUAAGCAGAAGAAGGUUUCAUAUUAUCAGAUGCAAACUAGAUCUGCCGAUGAACCUCUUACCACAUUUUGCACCUGUGAAAACUGUGGAAAUCGUUGGAAAUUCUCUUAA